AGGUCCGGCCAUGUCCGCGCCGGGGGCGUCGCCCCGCGCCUGGGGGUGGCUGCUGCUCGGCGGCUGCGUCCUCGCCGGAGCCCAGCUGGACUCUGAUGGCACCAUUACCAUAGAGGAGCAGGUCGUCCUUGUGCUGAGAGCUAAGGUGCAGUGUGAACUCAACAUCACAGCUCAGCUCCAGGAAGGAGAGGGAAAUUGUUUUCCAGAAUGGGAUGGACUCAUAUGUUGGCCCAGAGGAACAGUGGGGAAAAUCUCGGCUGUCCCAUGCCCUCCUUAUAUUUAUGACUUCAAUCAUAAAGGAGUUGCUUUCCGACACUGUAACCCCAAUGGAACAUGGGAUUUUAUGCACAGUUUAAAUAAAACAUGGGCUAAUUAUUCAGACUGCCUUCGCUUUCUGCAGCCAGAUACCAGCAUAGGAAAGAGAGAGUUCUUCGAGCGCCUCCGUGUCAUGUACACCGUUGGAUACUCCGUCUCCUUCGGCUCCCUGGCUGUGGCUGUGCUCAUCAUCGGCUACUUCAGACGACUGCAUUGCACUAGGAACUAUAUCCACAUGCACUUGUUUGUGUCUUUCAUGCUGAGAGCUGCCAGCAUCUUUGUCAAGGACAGAGUGGCCCACACUCACCUGGGUGCAGAGGGGCUGCGGUCCCUGAUGACGCAGGCUGACCCACGAGCUUCCAUAGGAGCGCCUUCUUUGGACAAAUCACAAUACGUUGGGUGCAAGAUUGCUGUUGUGAUGUUUAUUUACUUCUUGGCUACAAACUACUAUUGGAUCUUGGUGGAAGGUCUCUACCUGCAUAGUCUGAUCUUCGUGGCGUUCUUUUCAGACACCAAAUACCUGUGGGGCUUCACCUUGAUAGGCUGGGGGUUCCCAGCGGUGUUUGUUGCAGCCUGGGCUGUGGCACGGGCAACUCUGGCUGAUGCGAGAUGCUGGGAACUUAGUGCUGGAGACGUCAAGUGGAUUUAUCAGGCCCCAAUCUUAGCAGCUAUCGGGCUGAAUUUUAUUCUGUUUCUGAAUACGGUUAGAGUUCUGGCCACCAAAAUCUGGGAGACCAAUGCGGUCGGUCACGACACGAGAAAGCAAUACAGGAAACUCGCCAAGUCGACGCUGGUCCUGGUGCUGGUCUUCGGGGUGCACUACAUCGUGUUCGUGUGCCUGCCUCACUCCUUCGCGGGGCGUGGGUGGGAGAUCCGGAUGCACUGUGAGCUCUUCUUCAACUCCUUUCAGGGCUUCUUCGUGUCCAUCAUCUACUGCUACUGCAACGGAGAGGUUCAGUCUGAAGUGAAGAAGUCGUGGAGUCGGUGGAAUCUCUCUGUGGCCUGGGAAAGGAGGGCUCUGUGCAGUGGCCACAGGUGCGGCUCUGUGCUCACCACUGUGACCCCCAGCACCAGCAGCCAGUCGCAGGUGGGGGCCAGCGCCCGCAUGGUGCUCCUCUCGGGCAGAGGGAGCAGGACGGCCUGCAGACAGCCCAACAGCCGCGUGACUUUACCUGGCUAUGUCUGGAGUGGCUCAGAGCAGGACUGCCUGCCACACUUGAUCCAAGAGGAUACCAGGGAAGGCAGCGGGAGGCAGGCAGACGAGACCGCAAUGGAGGAGUCUUCCAGGCCAUUGGAAUUUAACCCAGACACUGGAGAAAGCAAAGGAGAAAUGGAGGAUGUUCUCUGA
Molecule: messenger RNA, 1663 nt
Organism: Ceratotherium simum simum (southern white rhinoceros)
Lineage: Eukaryota; Metazoa; Chordata; Mammalia; Perissodactyla; Rhinocerotidae
Gene: PTH2R
Product: parathyroid hormone 2 receptor
Biological process (GO): adenylate cyclase-modulating G protein-coupled receptor signaling pathway; cell surface receptor signaling pathway
Cellular component (GO): plasma membrane
Molecular function (GO): G protein-coupled peptide receptor activity; parathyroid hormone receptor activity; peptide hormone binding
Source: RefSeq, a predicted model, not a curated record